AUGAGCCUCGAGUUUCUCCAGCGACCGAACAGUGACGCAGGCACAGCUCCUGUUCCUGUUGAUUCCACACCAGAACCCCAAGUCAACACCACCACCGCUCCCAUCGCCGUCCCCGAGCCCACUGCUGCUGCCUCUAUCCAAGAGCCAGUAACCACUCAAGAACCCAGCCCUUCUCAAGAGCCCGACACCGCUACCGAAGAGCCCGCACCCACACCCGCACCUCCCGCUACCAUGUCUUACGCAUCUGUCGCCGCCAGUGGGCCCCAGCAGUCCGAGGAGGAGGUAUGUUGUCGCUACUUGAUCUGUCCCCCAGACCACACGCUAACUUGUUUAUAG
Molecule: messenger RNA, 336 nt
Organism: Aureobasidium uvarum
Lineage: Eukaryota; Fungi; Ascomycota; Dothideomycetes; Dothideales; Saccotheciaceae
Source: the annotation of a GenBank genome assembly